Molecule: messenger RNA, 1245 nt
Organism: Linum tenue
Lineage: Eukaryota; Viridiplantae; Streptophyta; Magnoliopsida; Malpighiales; Linaceae
Source: the annotation of a GenBank genome assembly
AUGGGAGGUCAGGCGCUGACGCUGCCGACGGAGACGGCGGAGAUCGACAGCCAGGUGAGCGUAACCCACCUAACGAAAGCAUACGCGGAGGCGAUGGAGAACAAGCAGGCUGAGCUGGCGGAGAUGAUCACAGGCCGGAUCAGCGAGAAAGUGAGCCCCACCGGCGAGAUCAACGACCGGCUGUUGUACUACGCAUUCCAGCCGCUGGACAAACAAACAGAGUACCUGAAACAAGAGUCCGGCAAGAACUUCGACAGAGCAAUGGAAGCCUUCUACCGGAUUUUCCCUUACGGAAUGGUGGCGCAUUUUGCGGCGAAUUCGGCGAUCCUCGAAACGACGUCGCAGGAUACCGACGUGCUCCACAUAAUCGACUUCGACAUAGGGGAAGGCGUCCAGUGGCCGUCGCUCAUUCUCGCGCUCGCCCAGCAGCAGAGAGAAAUCCCCCAGAUCUCGUCUCAGGGCUUCUACGACGCCGUGUUGCAGCCGCAGCAUAGGACGGCGACGACGACGGUGAGGCUGACGGCGAUCAACUGGAAGAGCGAGGAAUUCGGGCACGUGAAUUCGAGGCGGAGAUUCGAAGGCACGAAGAGGCAACUUCAGGACUACGCUAACUCGUUCGGCGUGAUAUUGAAAGUGGAUGAGAUGGAGAUCCAGGAUGUGGAGAGGGAAGUUCGGAGAAGCUUGAAAAGAGGCGGGAAGAGGUGCUUGGCUUUCAAUUGCAUGUGGGGGCUGCCACACAUGGGCCGGCGGCGGAGUAAAAGCAGAGUGAUGGAGUUCUUACGGCUGGCGAAAGAAAUGUCGGCCCUCUCUGCCUACAACAAGACAGGGUCCAAUGGCGACUGCGCUGGUUGGAAGAUGAAUUCGAACGACGAUUCGGGUGGAUUCAGUGCCUUCUUCGACGGGUACAUGGAUCACUACAGGGCGAUGCUGGAAUCGAUGGAGUGGAGCUUUCCGAUCCGAUUGGGGGAAGCGAGAUUGGCGAUGGAGUAUCUGUUCGUUGCGCCGUACAUUCACUCCUCGGAGUGGGAAUUGAGCUGGAGCGAGAUGAUGAGCGAAGGGCGAGAGUUGGCGCGCGGGUUAGGGUUUCAGGGGAUGAGAAUCGUGGGAGAGUGUCUGGCGGAAGCGAGGGAGUUGGUGAGGGAAGGGGAGAGUCAGUAUGGGUUGCGAAUUGAAGGGGAGAAUCAGAAUGAGAUGGUUCUGGAAUGGAGAGGAACACCAUUGCUCAAAGUUUCGGCCUGGAGAUGA